Molecule: messenger RNA, 1650 nt
Organism: Oryza sativa Japonica Group (Japanese rice)
Lineage: Eukaryota; Viridiplantae; Streptophyta; Magnoliopsida; Poales; Poaceae
Product: BTB/POZ and MATH domain-containing protein 1-like
Biological process (GO): protein ubiquitination
Molecular function (GO): protein binding
Source: RefSeq, a predicted model, not a curated record
AUGCGCGAGAGCGUGACGGUCUCGCGCAUCGAAUGGGCGAGGAGAUUUAAGCUGGCGGUGUCGCUGGUUGGUUAUGCGAUAUCGACGCGUUUCCGGCCAUGCCGCCCGCCGCCCGCCGCCCGCCGCCUGAGCCCGCCGCGGUCGGACUCCACCUCCACCAUCGUGGCCGGCACGGCGGCCGGGUCCCACCUCCUCAAGAUCGACGGGUACUCGCUCACCAAGGGGACCCCCAAUGGCUCGUUCCUUAUCUCCAGCCAGUUCACCGUCGGCGGCCACCGCUGGCGCAUCAGGUACUAUCCCAACGGGUUCUCAUCCAGCUCCGCCGAUUUCAUUUCGCUUUUCCUCGUGCUAGACGAGAAGGUGAAGGUGCAGGCGAAGUCGGACUUCCAGAUCAGUUACACCGGCCAGGUGGAUGAGCCACCGUGGUUGGCAACCAUGAAAGCGGAUACUUUCGAUGGUGCGGGCUUUCGGUCUUUCGGCUAUGAAAAGUUCGUCAGAAGGUGUGACUUUGAGAAGCUCAUCAGGGACGACUCUUUCACCAUCCGUUGCGACAUUGUUGUCAUCGACGAGAUCCGCGCCGAGGAGUCGACCGAGAUCACCACCACCACAGCCGCCGUCGUCACCGUGCCCCCGUCUGACCUGAACCAGCAGCUCGGCGACCUGCUGGAGAGCGAGAAGGGCGCGGAUGUGGUGUUCGAGGUCGGCGGCCAGACGCUCGCGGCGCACCGGUGCGUGCUCGCGGCGCGGUCGCCGGUCUUCAAGGCGGAGCUCUAUGGCUUGAUGAAGGAGGGUGGCACCGCCGCCGGAGCCGUGCACAUCGAGGACAUUGAGCCGCGCGUGUUCAAGGUGCUGCUCCGCUUCAUGUACACCGACUCGCUCCCGGAGAUGGAGGAGGAAGACGUCAUGUGCCAGCAUCUGCUCGUCGCGGCGGACCGGUACAACCUCGAGAGGCUCAAGCUGAUCUGCGAGGAGAAGUUGUGCAGGCACAUUAGCGUCGGCACGGUAUGGAACAUCCUGCCGCUGGCUGAUCAGCACCACUGUGACGGGCUGAAGAAAGCGUGCUUCGAUUUCCUCGGCUCACUGGCAAACCUGAGUGCUGUCGUCGCCAGUGAUGGCUUCAAGCAUCUUUGCAGGAGUUGCCCCUCUCUUAUGGAAGAGCUGGUUGUCACGCUGGCACUUCCAGGGAGUCAUGCUUAGUGACUUACUGUUCAUGUGUUCUUGCAAUGGCCAGUGGUAGUUUUUGUUGCUGAGUUUGAACCUUUGUCAUCAGGUAGUUUAAUUUGCUUAUCUUCUUUUAGCACACUGAUAUGCGGGUGAAUUCCCCGUGUUUAGGCCUUUUACCAUCUAUCCUAAGCAGAAGUUAGAAAUCGUCUCAGUUUUUUUUACUAUCCCUACAGCUUCACUAUUAAAUCUCUAUGGAUUGUCACUUGUUACCUGGUAUUAAACUUAACUAGAUGCUGGGGCGCGCCAAUGGCGCGCCGCCUACACAUAGAUUGGUUGAUUACUGUAGACUAAUCAUUUGUUUUCUGGCUGAAUCAAUGAUUAUGUAAGGAGAAAACCCACGAAUACAUUUGCAGGGGAUGCUGUUGAUGAGUAAUUUUGCAUACAUCGUUGUACAGAUUCUGCUGAGAACAAAACUCUUACACAUUA